CCUGCCUUUGACAGCAGGGAUGGGCUGGAGGUGUUGAGUUCUGAACCGAGAGGCUAGGAAGUCUGAGAAGGUGGAGGUGAUGGGAGUGGCCUGGUCUGGGAGUCCAGCAGUGAGGGUUUAUUCUGCUGAUUCCUCCUUUGGAUGCUUAAAAAAAAAAGUCUUGGCAUCUUUGAGCCUCAGUUUCCCUGUCUAUAAUAUGAGGUAGUUGGAGUCCAAGAGGCCACAGGCCCAAACUGGCCCACUAAGUAUUUGCGUCUUUGGAUUUCAGCAUAUCAGGGCCCAUGGCAGAUACCCAGUACAUCCUGCCCAAUGACAUCGGUGUGUCUAGCCUGGACUGCCGUGAGGCCUUCCGCCUGCUGUCCCCCACAGAGCGCCUCUAUGCCCAUCACCUGUCUAGGGCUGCUUGGUAUGGAGGCCUGGCUGUGCUGCUCCAGACCUCCCCUGAAGCCCCCUACAUCUAUGCCCUGCUUAGCCGUCUCUUCCGCGCCCAGGACCCUGACCAGCUGCGCCAACAUGCCCUGGCUGAGGGUCUCACCGAAGAAGAGUAUCAGGCAUUCCUGGUCUAUGCUGCAGGGGUCUACGCCAACAUGGGCAACUACAAGUCCUUCGGUGACACCAAGUUUGUUCCUAACCUGCCCAAGGAAAAGCUUGAACGUGUGAUCCUGGGGAGUAAGGCUGCCCAGCAGCAGCCAGAAGUCAGGGACCUCUGGCAGACCUGUGGGGAGCUUAUGUUCUCCCUGGAGCCAAAGCUUCGACACCUCGGGCUGGGGAAUGAGGGAGUCACCACCUACUUCUCUGGGAAUUGUACCAUGGAGGAUGCUAAGCUGGCCCAGGAUUUUCUGGACUCUCAGAACCUCAGUGCAUACAACACACGGCUCUUCAAGGUGGUCGACCCGGAAGGGAAGUCCCACUAUGAGGUGCGACUGGCCUCAGUGCUCAACACAGACCCCGCUCUCGAUUCCGAAUUGACUUCCAAGCUAAAGAGCUAUGAAUUCCAGGGGAGCCAUUUCCAGGUCACCCGGGGGGACUAUGCUCCCAUCCUCCAGAAGGUGGUAGAACACUUGGAGAAAGCCAAGGCGUAUGCAGCCAACAGCCACCAGGAGCAGAUGCUGGCCCAGUACAUGGAGAGCUUCACCCAGGGCUCCAUUGAGGCCCACAAGAGGGGCUCCCGCUUCUGGAUUCAGGACAAAGGCCCCAUUGUAGAGAGUUACAUUGGCUUCAUUGAGAGCUACCGUGACCCCUUUGGCUCCCGAGGAGAGUUUGAAGGUUUCGUGGCCAUGGUGAACAAAGCCAUGAGUGCCAAGUUCGAGCGGCUGGUGGCAAGUGCUGAGCAGCUGCUGAAGGAACUGCCCUGGCCUCCGGCCUUUGAGAAGGACAAGUUCCUCACCCCUGACUUCACCUCCCUGGACGUCCUCACCUUUGCUGGCUCUGGCAUCCCUGCGGGCAUCAACAUCCCCAACUAUGAUGACCUGAGACAGACGGAAGGCUUUAAGAAUGUGUCUCUCGGCAACGUGUUGGCUGUGGCCUAUGCCACGAAGCGGGAGAAACUCACGUUCUUGGAGGAGGAGGACAAGGACCUGUAUAUCCGCUGGAAGGGGCCGUCCUUUGACGUGCAGGUGGGGCUACACGAGCUCUUGGGUCACGGCAGCGGCAAGCUCUUUGUGCAGGAUGAGAAAGGUGCAUUCAACUUUGACCAGGAUACAGUGACCAACCCAGAGACUGGGGAGCAGAUUCAGAGCUGGUACCGGAGUGGAGAGACAUGGGAUAGCAAAUUCAGCACCAUUGCCUCCAGCUACGAAGAGUGCCGGGCCGAGAGUGUGGGCCUCUACCUCUGCCUCAACCCCCAAGUGCUGGAGAUCUUUGGCUUUGAGGGAGCUGAUGCAGAAGAUGUCAUCUACGUAAACUGGCUCAACAUGGUUCGGGCUGGGCUCUUGGCUUUGGAGUUCUACACUCCAGAGGCGGCCAACUGGCGGCAGGCCCACAUGCAGGCCCGGUUUGUGAUCCUGAGGGUUUUGCUGGAGGCUGGCGAAGGACUUGUCACCGUCACGCCCACCACAGGCUCUGAUGGGCGCCCAGAUGCCCGUGUCCACCUGGACCGCAGCAAGAUCCGGUCAGUGGGCAGACCUGCCUUGGAGCGGUUCCUACGCAGACUCCAGGUGCUGAAGUCCACAGGGGAUGUGGUUGCUGGGCGGGCCCUGUAUGAGGGGUAUGCAGCAGUCACUGAUGCACCCCCAGAGUGCUUCCUCACGCUCAGGGACACGGUGCUGCUGCGCAAGGAAUCCCGGAAGCUGAUUGUCCAGCCCAACACUCACCUGGAAGGCUCAGAAGUACAGCUUGUAGAGUAUGAGGCCUCAGCUGCUGGUCUCAUCCGAUCCUUCUGUGAGCGAUUUCCAGAAGAUGGGCCUGAGUUGGAGGAGAUCCUUACCCAGCUGGCCACAGCAGAUGCCCAGUUCUGGAGGGACCAGGUCAAGGAGGCCCCAGCUGGCCAGGCUUGAGAAGAUUGUGUGAUCCCUUUCCCCUACUCCAUCAAACCAGGCCUGUCAGUGGCCCAGAGUUGUGUGUGUGAGAUUAGGAGUCGGGGGAAGGGCAGGAGCUCGGACUCUGGUGCUACCUCAGCUGAGGGUGGUGAUACUAACCCUUCCAUUUGUCAGCACUUUCUGGUUUACCAAGUACUUCCUCAGUUCCUUGAUCUGCACUGCCAUCUUUGGAAGGAGCGCCACAGGCUGCCUAGUCCAGUUUCCCACGUGGGGAAGUGGCAGUUCUGAGAAGUGACUGGUCUAAAUCCUGCAGGUGGCACGUGACAGAGCCAGGGCUCAAAGCAUUCUCACCAAAUCCAACGCUCUUCGUGUAUUACUUUUAUAACCAGAAAAAUAAAUUCCACAAACAACCAUC
Peromyscus leucopus (white-footed mouse) is the source of this 2892-nucleotide messenger RNA. RefSeq names its product dipeptidyl peptidase 3 (gene Dpp3). The coding region runs from base 282 to 2495 and encodes 737 amino acids. The record is from RefSeq and is a predicted model, not a curated record. The transcript has 18 exons. Gene Ontology annotation, biological process: proteolysis. Lineage: Eukaryota; Metazoa; Chordata; Mammalia; Rodentia; Cricetidae. Gene Ontology annotation, molecular function: dipeptidyl-peptidase activity; metalloexopeptidase activity. Gene Ontology annotation, cellular component: cytoplasm.